Messenger RNA from Schizophyllum commune H4-8, 781 nucleotides. RefSeq lists its product as uncharacterized. The record is from RefSeq and is a predicted model, not a curated record. The transcript has 5 exons. NCBI's taxonomy places the organism in Eukaryota, Fungi, Basidiomycota, Agaricomycetes, Agaricales, Schizophyllaceae. The coding region runs from base 91 to 573 and encodes 160 amino acids.
CGAUCCUUCUCGAACUUGAACACAUACCACCAUCAUCUCCUCGACAGCGACAUCCCACUCCCCUUCCCCUCUUCCCGACGUACAACGGCCAUGCAAACUACACUCCAGCAACUGGACGCGAUCUCUGCCGGCGCGAAGCGCCCCCUCGAGGCUGACGCAUCGAACGCGACGCCGGUACCCCCGGCGAAGCAGCCCAAGACGAAGAAGACCGCGGCGCGCAAGUCGGCCGCGACGGCAGGCUUCUGCAGUCUUAGCAAGAAGGACUUUGGAGAUGAGAUCAAGAGCUGCUUGACGCUCGAGAAGUAUGCUAUCCAGCGGAUGACAUUUCCCGUCCAGAUGGACGUUGACUUCUUCCGCAACUUCUUCGUUGCGCCUGGCACCAAGAUCGUCCCCGAAGUCUACGACGAGAACACGCCCGUCGUCGUCGCUACCCUGUCCAACCAUGCCGCUGGGCAGACCUUCGGCGUCAGCAAGAUCAAGAACGGCAACCGCUACACCACAUACGACUUGUCGCUCAUGACUGUCGUCUUCUACCCUCCGACGAAGAAGGCUCAAGUAUGGGUCAGCGUCUAGCGCUUUGGAACUACCUUUUGAGACUACCCCUCAUCUUCACCAUGUUCUGCCUAACCUACUUGCCAUCUAUAUUCCGUUCCUCCCUUUUGCUUAUUCUGUGCUUGCCUGCUACUUAUAAUUUGUACUCACGAGCCUUUGGAAGGCUAAUCUCGGUAGAUGUGUACCCUAUGUAUCACGAAUCAACCCUCUUAGACUGUCACGGCAUUAC